Molecule: messenger RNA, 5106 nt
Organism: Pan troglodytes (chimpanzee)
Lineage: Eukaryota; Metazoa; Chordata; Mammalia; Primates; Hominidae
Gene: CTDSPL2
Product: CTD small phosphatase like 2
Exons: 13
Coding region: 643-2043 (466 amino acids)
Molecular function (GO): phosphatase activity
Source: RefSeq, a predicted model, not a curated record
GCGUUCCUAAGCCCCGCCUCCGGGGCAAGGGCGCGCUCCCCCUCCCAGCUCUGCCCAAGCAGUUCCGUUAGGAGCGGGAGGAAAAACCGUCCGUCGGGUCCCCGCCUCUCCACUCCUAACGCUUUACUCCCUACUCCCCCUGCGACCACUACACAGCCGGCUACGGAGGCCCCUAAUGUACAAAUAUCCCCCAGGCCCUUGCUUAUCCUGAUAGGUUUUGUCCUUUCUUAAUCGACCCAGUACUAAGGCCUUGUGUUCAGUUUUUCUCCGGGAUUCAGACUAGAGAGUUUCUUCCGGCGUAAGGAACUUCAACGCUCUUCACGGAAGUAAAAGUGUUUUUUUGGUUGUUGUUGCCGUUGUGGCUGCCCGCAUUCCUUCCCUCCCACCUCGCGGAAUUGUGGCGGGAGGGGGAGGAGGAAGUCAGGGCGCCUGCGCGGAGAGGCCGCUUUCCAUCCGGGUCCCUGUCCGUGCGGUGCAGCAGGUCGGUAGGCGGGAAAUGGCGACUGGCUGAAGGAGCUGGUUCUGUUGCUGCUGCGGGGUAAGCGGGAAAGACACCACACAUUGCGCAGUCGGGACCAUCGCCGGAGCCUGAGGACACUUCUCUGUCGUCACAGUUAGUUUUACAUGUGGCACCCAUAAAAGAUGAGGCUGAGAACACGGAAAGCUUCUCAGCAGUCAAAUCAAAUCCAAACACAACGCACUGCCAGAGCAAAGAGGAAAUAUUCAGAGGUUGAUGAUAGCCUGCCUUCAGGAGGAGAAAAACCAUCGAAGAAUGAAACCGGCUUGUUGUCUUCAAUUAAAAAAUUUAUUAAAGGAAGCACACCUAAGGAAGAGAGAGAAAAUCCUUCAAAACGGAGUAGAAUUGAACGUGAUAUAGAUAACAAUUUGAUCACGUCAACACCAAGAGCAGGAGAAAAACCUAACAAACAGAUAUCUCGAGUAAGACGGAAAAGUCAAGUAAAUGGAGAAGCUGGUAGUUAUGAAAUGACAAAUCAACAUGUAAAACAAAAUGGAAAAUUAGAAGAUAAUCCUUCCUCUGGCAGUCCUCCAAGGACUACUUUGUUGGGGACCAUAUUUUCACCUGUCUUCAACUUUUUUUCACCAGCAAAUAAAAAUGGAACAUCAGGAUCAGAUUCUCCAGGACAGGCUGUGGAAGCUGAAGAAAUAGUAAAACAACUUGAUAUGGAACAGGUGGAUGAGAUCACUACCAGUACUACUACAUCAACUAAUGGAGCAGCUUACUCAAAUCAAGCAGUUCAAGUGAGACCAUCAAUAAACAAUGGUUUAGAAGAAGCAGAAGAAACAGUUAAUCGUGAUAUCCCACCCCUUACAGCACCAGUAACUCCAGAUAGUGGUUAUUCAUCAGCCCACGCGGAGGCCACCUAUGAAGAAGACUGGGAAGUAUUUGACCCCUAUUAUUUCAUCAAACAUGUCCCGCCACUGACAGAAGAACAACUAAAUAGGAAACCUGCUCUUCCGUUGAAAACAAGAAGCACACCGGAAUUCUCCCUAGUUUUAGACUUGGAUGAAACACUAGUGCAUUGUAGUCUAAAUGAGCUAGAAGAUGCAGCACUUACUUUUCCAGUCCUUUUCCAAGAUGUCAUUUAUCAGGUUUAUGUGAGAUUAAGACCAUUUUUCAGGGAAUUCCUGGAACGAAUGUCUCAGAUGUAUGAGAUCAUUCUUUUUACUGCUUCUAAGAAGGUGUAUGCAGACAAGUUACUGAACAUACUAGACCCUAAAAAGCAACUGGUCAGGCACCGGCUUUUCCGUGAACAUUGUGUUUGUGUACAAGGAAACUAUAUAAAGGACUUAAAUAUUCUUGGAAGAGAUCUUUCAAAAACUAUAAUAAUUGACAACUCACCACAAGCCUUUGCAUAUCAGCUUUCUAAUGGAAUCCCUAUAGAAAGUUGGUUUAUGGAUAAAAAUGACAAUGAACUCCUAAAAUUGAUUCCAUUCCUGGAGAAGCUUGUAGAACUGAAUGAAGAUGUUCGACCACACAUCAGAGACAGAUUUCGCUUGCAUGAUUUGCUGCCCCCAGAUUAAGUACAAAGACUUGUCAAAUCACUGAAGGGGGAGAGAAUGCAGGACCCUUUUGGACUAAGACAAAAACAUUGCCAUUACUGUUGAAAUUUUGCAUUUUUGUACCCCGUCUUGCUUUUCUUAUCUUUGGUGCCCAAUAAUAAUCAAGGGUUACAGAAAGAGACUUUAUCUAUCUCAGAUCGAAUACAUAUAGUAGGUAGGCUAAAACAGAAGAGUCUUUAGAACUAGUGCAACUCCAGUGAAAUUUUUUAUGUACAGGACAUCUGCAGUUUAUAAAGAAUUCUGUUUCUGCCACCAGCAGUUUGACCUGUAGUCACACAGGAUUUUAUGAUAAUAACAGAGAUGAAAAUGGACUUUUAUUUUCUCUCUGUUUGGUGCUCUAAGUGGGUUUGUAGCCACUUUUCUGUUAUUUUAUGAUUCUCAUUUCAACAGGAAUGGCCAGUAAAAGUUGUUUUAUUUUUCCUGUUAAGGUUUAUAACCUUUUUACAUUUUUGACCUGUAUUAGAUUAGAAUUUCAUUAUGCAUUCCUUUUAGUUGAGGCGCUUCAUAGUUUUCUGGAGAUAGUCAAUUUUUAGUUUUUUAUUAUACAUUUGAAUGGCCGUUUUCCUGCUUUGUCUGCCUGCACAUUGUAUAUUUGUUUAAAAAUAUUCUCUACUUUUAGUCUAUGUAAGUUUCAUUUAGAAAGACAUGCAUUUAUAUUUUGUUUCUGUAAUAUUCUACUGUAGGUGAAAUCUUUUCAAAAAUCAAGAGACUGGGUAGAUAAGAAUAUAUGAAUGACUAAUAUACAAAAGAUUUAAACCAUUGUGAUGGCGUAUAUUCUCAAAUGGUAAUAUCUUGCAAUGGCACACAGAUUUAAUGGAUAAAGGUAUACCUCAGACUUCACUGUGCUCACAAAUCUUUGAGGAGAAAGUUUGGUCACCUGUUUGGCUUGAUUUAGUUACUGCUGCCUUUGGUUUUCUCCAGGAAUGAAGUAUUCAGCACAGUGACUCAGUAUUUUUAGUUAUUUUGCAUGGGCUGGUAGUACCUCUGUUAUGCUCUCAGUUACAAUCAAUUUAAAACUGUGUAACAGUCUUGGUACCUAACAGUAGCUAUGCAUAAUCCUGUGGCACAGUACACUCCCAAGCCACCAAUGCAGUUAAUAUGCUCUCAUAGUGGUUUUUCUAUGCUAUAUGAAAAUAGUCUUCAAGCCUUGGUUCUCUAAUGCAGCUACCACAAGAGGUUGAUAUUUUUAUAGUGGCACGUAAUCUCCUUUUCGGGAGGCUUUUUAUGGAAGGUAGAAUUUGUAAAAGUUCGUAUGCUUUGCCUCUCAACUGCAUUAACAUGCCACAGGCUCAGACUGUUUUUGUGUAAAGGAUGUCAAAGAACGGCACUUUUUCUAAAGAGAAGUUUGAUAUUUUGUAUGCUUGUUAAGAAAGUACAGUAUUGGAAAUUAAAGGUGGACAACUGAUAAUUGAGGAGUAUGUCAAUUAAUUUUUUAUGUAUAUUACCUGUUUACUUGUACAACUUACUGUACAAAUUACAUGCAGCUUCAUUUUCAAAUGAAUCCUUAAAAUAAGGAAAUCUUUUUAGGAAAACAUUUAAUUUUUGUAUUUUUGAUUUUAAAGGCAUGAGUUAUGUCAAUUUUCAGUGUAUUAAUGAAGAUUUUAACUUUUCAUCAGGUUGAGUGUUUUCUUACUAUAUUAUCUGUUGUGUAUGUAGUUAGCAUAUUGUGUCACUGAACUGUUUAAAAAUCUAGCAUGUAGAGCAAGCCUGUUUUGUGGAAAAUCCUUAUUCAUUAAAAAAAUAAUCAUGGCAGAUUUUCUGCAAAAAAAAAAAAAACAAGCAUUUGCAAUUCAGAAUACUGAUUUUUUUAAUUUUAUUUAAAGAAAGGUAUUUUGCUUGCAGGAAAAAAAUACUACAGAUUCAUUUUAAUGAGAAUCUUUGAAAUGUAUUUAUCUUUAGGGCAUCUGGGCAUCUUUAUGCUGUUUGUCUUCUGUCUUUCUUGAAAUAAAAUGUACAUACGUUACCUUUACAUAUGCUCUUGCUCAAAAUUGUGAACCUAGUUACAUUUCUCCCUGCUCCCUUCCUUUUUAUGCUCAAACAGCGAAACCCAAAACUUAAAAGAUCUGAACUUUCAGCAUGCAUUCUGAUUGCUGAAAGAUUUCCUGAUUUAGUGCAUUCUCAAAAGGGCUUUCCCAUAAUCUAAAGGGAAAUGUUUAAGCACCUAUACUCUUGUGCCUGUGGGCACUUCAAUAAUAAAAACCAACUUUUAAAACUAAUCAUCUUUUAUCAAUGAUAAAGUUGUUUUCGGUCCCACACUAGAAGAGUUCCUUUAAGUCAGCUGAUCAAGCAUAAGAUACUUCCGUAAAGAAAUAAACUAAGAAAAUUUUAUAUGGCUUGAGAAAAUUCCUUGAGGCCAAAUUAAUAUAUUUUUUCUUUGUUAUUUUAUUUGAGUCAUUUUAAAUUUGUUAAUACAAAAUUUAAGAUAAUUUACAGAGACAAUUUAUCCAGCUUCCUUCUACCUUAAUACAAUGUUUUGUCUUCCCAUUAUCCUCUCUUUUCUUUAUCUGUUGGUAGAUGUAAAAAACUUCCAUUUAGUUAAUCGGAGGUGUGUAUUUUUUAAAUUGAAAUGUGCCCAGCCCCUUCAGCUCACACAGGAAACAUGAACUCUUAAAAAACUGACUAGUAAAUGCAGGAGAGGUGGAUACCUGAUGAGACACAGCGAAAGUGACCUGUAUACACAUUACAACUCUGGAGUACAUAUUAAAGUCGUGCUAUUUCCAGUGGUAAAUGUCUGACUUUUAAGACAUUCUUUUAAAUAUUUGUAUCAUUGUUAGGAUGUUUUAAUCAGUUGUUUUUUAAUUCCAUGUAAUAUAUGUAGCCCUCAUCAGAUUUAUAUCACCAUAUUUCUCCUUGUGUCCUAAGAGAAUUGAUGACAAUUCGUAACCAUAAAUUGUUUUAUAUUAGCUAGUAUGUAUAUUUAUUUUUACCCAAUGGCUUUAUCUGUUUCCCAAAAUUUGUUUGGGAUUUGUUGAAAGCAUUGUGUAACUUCUAUAAACGGCUAUUUUCUUGUAACUGUCAGUGAAA